Molecule: messenger RNA, 1441 nt
Organism: Rosa chinensis
Lineage: Eukaryota; Viridiplantae; Streptophyta; Magnoliopsida; Rosales; Rosaceae
Product: pectinesterase inhibitor 9
Exons: 2
Coding region: 202-843 (213 amino acids)
Biological process (GO): negative regulation of catalytic activity
Molecular function (GO): enzyme inhibitor activity
Source: RefSeq, a predicted model, not a curated record
GAUUCUUGCUGUCUGUCAAACAUAAUGCAAAUGCUUAAUGCACUUAAAGCGCACGUUAAGCCAACCAUGUGAUCAUCCAUGUGAUAACCCUUAUAUCCCUAGCUAUAUAAUCACCAUCUUACUCCAUGACAUCUAUCAGACUCAGAAAUUCAAACCCUCUUUAUCAUUUUGACAUUCCUCAUUUCCCUCGUCAGAAAAAAAAUGGCCAAACUUUGCCUUUCUUUGCUGCUAAUCCUCCUUUCCAUCUUCUCCCUUUCGAGCACGGUGGAGCCAGCCUUUUCCGGACAUACUGCUCGACGUUCCAGGGCUCGAGCCAACAUCGAAGCCGCAUGCCGGACCACCCGCUACCCGGACCUAUGCGUCCACUGCCUCACCACCUACGUCAAACCCAACAUGACCAUCCAAAGCCCCCAGCAACUUGCCCAAGUCGCCUUGACUGCAAGCCUCUACCGUGCCCUAUAUGCCAGGGCGUUCGUGCUCAAGGUAGCAAAAGAGCUUAACACACUGAAGAGGGAAAACCAAGUUGUCCGAGAUUGCUUGCAGCAGAUAAACGAUAGCGUGGACCAACUCAGUGGAUCGAUCAAGGAACUACGUCGUUUGGGGCAAGAAUCUGUGGGUGAUGACCUGUUUUGGCACAUAAGCAACGUUGAGACAUGGGUUGGCACUGCUCUAACUGAUGCAAACGAUUGUGUAAAUGCCCUUCCGGGACCAAACAUGAGCAAACUGAAGGCGACUAUUAAAGGAAAGAUGCUCAAUGUGGCUCAGACGGCUAGUAAUGCACUGGCUUUGUUUCAUAGUUUUGCUGCAAGGUAUAAAGCUGCCAGUGCCACCAAGAAGCCCUAGGAGCCUAAGCUAGCUAUAAUAGCUAAAUAGCUAGCCUUUUCAUCAGGAUGGAUGCGUUUUGUUUUUGUGCUGUGGGUUUAAUCUUGUUCAUUAUUUGUGUGUUAAAUACUUGUUGAUGUUAAUAUAUGUUUGUAUGAACGUACUCACACAGUGAAGGGAUCGAUGUUAAUACUUAAUACCAAGUUUUUCUACGUCUUGGAAAGUUGUCUGUAAUAUCUUUCUAGUAUAUAUGUUAACCAUGUUUGUAUCCGGAGGGUGUUUUUCCGAGAAAAUAAUAACAACAUCACUAUUAAUAAGAGAUGAAUAGGAGGCAUUUCUGUACGUAUCUCUGUUUCUACGAUCAUCGGAUCCAUGACCAUGUUUACGGUACGUCCUCCCGGGAAUUAAUCAACCAUUUAGAAAAUCGUUUAGUUUUGAUUACGGUCAUCAGCAUUUCAAUUUUAUCAAACAUUUUGAUCACCAUAUAUCUUGGUACGUAUAUGGCUAUUUUUUUUUUUUUUUUUGGGGUGCUUAAACUGAGAUAAGAAUCAACCAUUUCAAUUAUUAAAUUACACGACAGUGUAGUAGGAUGUCCGCAAAAAUGCAAAAAAUUGAAAAC